CCUAGAAAAAAGCAUGAAUUCUGAAUAUUUAUCGGAAUGCGAUUGUCGAGGAUUUCUACAAAGGAACGUGGUAAAUUUAUUGGAGUGGGCUCAUCGGAUGAAAAUGAUAAUGACCAGUGUUGUUACACGGCAAAAAUUGAAAAGAACUUUGGAAAUUAAUGAAAUUUUUCCAUCAACAAAAGUCAAUCUUGAGUCUUCUUUACUUGCGAGAGAGGCGCCAAUUCUUCGCAUGGAAUUAUUUGGCGAGCAUUCCAAAUUGCAAAAUAAUUGGCAUCUGAUGGAUUUAAAUAAAGAAAAAUUACCCUUUGACAAAUUGACAGGAGAGGAAGAAUUGAAUGGAUUUUUUGGACAAUUCUCAAUGAUUAGAAUCGCCAUGUUUGAAAAAUGGUUAAUUUCCUUAUUCAAUAAUAAGGAGAAAAUUGAAGAUCUCAAAGGGAAUUUAGUGGAAUUAGUGAAGGACACAAUUGCAAAAACAAAAUUUUUGCCUGAUGAUAAAAAUUUUGUUUUCAUUGCAUUUUCACCUGGCAAUGAACUUUCAGCGGCUGUUGAUUUCAUAAAGCAGGUUUCGAGUGAGGACACACUUUUACUUGUGACGGGAACUUGCUCCGAGGAGGGGAAAGGAAUUCCAUUUUUUGCUCGUGGCCCUGGAUCGACAAAUUUUAAUGAAGCAACUUCAAUUUUGGAUCUUCCUCUAUUAGUGAAACGUACAGCAUCAAAUUGCGAGGGACUUUGGUGUAAAUUUGAAUCCUUUAAUCGAAAAUUUGAUCUUAAGAAGAGACAUUCCAAAAGAACUGUCAAAAAUCAAGUUCCUGAUGUAGUGGUGGAGGCUUCGACACUGACUCAAAAUGUGACUGAUGGGAUCAAUAAUACGAUUGCUGAUUUGACAACGAAUGUCCCUGAUAAGAAGGAAAUUACAAAUUCAACAAUUGCCAAUGUGUCAUCGAUAACGACCAUAUUACCUCCUGAAGUUGCAGUGGCUUCUUUACAGAAUUUGCAAUUGACGAAUUCAUCUUUGGAGAAUAAUACUUUGGAUGUCGGUAAUUCAACGAACGUUACAAAUAUUGUGGAUUCGAUGACAAAUUCUACUCUUGAUGUUAUUGUACCUGCUGUAACUAAAUUAGAAAAAGUGAUUGCUGGAAAUAAUUCAAAGGGUGCUAAUGAAACAAUCAAUGAAACAAAAAUCACGACUGUUGACGACGUUAUAAGGAAUACAAUUGAAGAAAAGUCAACUACUGCCAAGAAGAGUGAGGAGGAAGUUAACAUUUAUAGCAAAGUUGAUGAAGAACAUAUUCAAUUUGAAGAAAAUUUUCAGAACAAUACAAAUGGAGGAAAUGAGACGGAAAAUAAUAAUGCUAUUUCGGAGGCAUCCGAUUACUCAAAACAAACCUCGACCGUUGUAAUUAGCGUAGCAACGUCCUUCGCUGCUCUAUUACUUUUUCAAUUCUAAAAACUUUCUAUUUUAUUUUUCUUUAAUUAAAAACAUUUUUUUGUCCUAAAACUUUUUUCCCUUUUUCUUUAUCUUUUUUUUUGAAAUAAAAUCAAAUUUUUUUUUCUUCAUUAAUUUUUUUUAAUUUCAUUCGAAGUUAAAUUAUAUCUA
Molecule: messenger RNA, 1597 nt
Organism: Leptopilina heterotoma
Lineage: Eukaryota; Metazoa; Arthropoda; Insecta; Hymenoptera; Figitidae
Exons: 9
Coding region: 14-1447 (477 amino acids)
Source: RefSeq, a predicted model, not a curated record